CUAAUUCAGGGAAAACUGGCUGAUAUGUAUACUACAUUAAAUGCUUGCCGAUCCUAUUUAUAUAAUACUGCUCGAGCCACUGAUAAUGGACAUGUAAGCUCAAAGGAUUGUGCUGGGGUCAUUUUAUACUGUGCAGAAAAAGCUACACAAGUUGCCUUAGAUGCAAUUCAGUGUCUUGGAGGAAAUGGCUAUGUUAAUGAUUAUCCUACUGGGAGGUAUUUGAGAGAUGCAAAAUUAUAUGAAAUUGGUGCUGGAACUAGUGAAAUAAGACGUAUGCUGAUUGGAAGGGCAUUAAACAAUGAAUAUUCUUAGGUAUUGAGUAUUUUUGCUUCUCAAUAUGGAAUAAAAAUAUGGUCCUUCGGUUGGAGGAAUAUAAACUCUUUAGUAAUUUCUAUGGUGCCUUUUUAUAUAUAGUUGUCAAUAUGAAAGAAUAUAUUUUUUUAUUGAGACUAGAUAGUUUUUUAUAAUUGCUAUUGUUGAAUGAAUAUUAUACGUAUAUAUAUUAUUCUAUUAAAACUCUAAUUAUUUUUUCUCUAUGUAAAAUCUCCUAAAUAUUGUGUACUUCUCUCUGUUGUCAAAUUUCGCUUAAUUAUAUAAUUAUACAAUAUUGUUAUAAUUAAGCAAUUAGUACAAAUACUUUUACUUAAUACUUUUCUUUAUAAACAUUUGAGCAGCAUUGGAAAUAGAAAUUUGUUAACAUAGGGUUAUUGUUAUAUAACUUUGAAGUAUUUCAGAUGCAUUGUAUAUUGUAAUAUUAAACCUACUUCUUAUAUGAUUUAA
This is a messenger RNA of Parasteatoda tepidariorum (common house spider), 780 nucleotides long. Its product is annotated as isovaleryl-CoA dehydrogenase, mitochondrial. Gene Ontology annotation, biological process: L-leucine catabolic process. The record is from RefSeq and is a predicted model, not a curated record. Lineage: Eukaryota; Metazoa; Arthropoda; Arachnida; Araneae; Theridiidae. Gene Ontology annotation, molecular function: flavin adenine dinucleotide binding; 3-methylbutanoyl-CoA dehydrogenase activity. Gene Ontology annotation, cellular component: mitochondrion.